Messenger RNA from Eleginops maclovinus (Patagonian blennie), 2159 nucleotides. Its product is annotated as leukocyte elastase inhibitor-like. The transcript has 10 exons. Gene Ontology annotation, molecular function: serine-type endopeptidase inhibitor activity. Lineage: Eukaryota; Metazoa; Chordata; Actinopteri; Perciformes; Eleginopidae. The coding region runs from base 200 to 1477 and encodes 425 amino acids. The record is from RefSeq and is a predicted model, not a curated record.
CAAAAUGUACCCAAAACAUCUCGCGGUGGGUGUGUCCGCCAGCUAUGGGUGUGAUCUGGAUACCUCUUGGGCAGCUGCCAGGCCUACAUGAGUUUGGGUGUGCUGGAUAAAAAGAUAAAACACAGACAGUCCCAACUAGUUUCUCUUAAACUGGACCAUUCCACAUCACUUGUUAGCUUGAAAAGCAACUGUCAACACAAUGGAGACAUCACUCACAUACAAGACAUCCAAGGCCAACACCACCUUCGCUCUGGACCUUUUCAAAAAGCUCAGUGAAGCCGACAAGACCGCAAAUAUCUUCUACUCCCCCUUCAGCAUCUCUUCAGCCCUGGCUAUGGUGAUGCUGGGGACCAAGGGCAACACAUCCACACAGAUGUUAGAGGUCCUGGGUUUCACUGAGAGAAAGCAACCAAAGCAUGCAGGAGCAGAGAUGACGCAAUCGCAGAUGCAGAUGCAGAAUCAGUGUUCCAGCAGACUCCCACAGUGUCAGCGUGAGAUGUGCAUGCCACCUCAGCGUGGAGAAGAUGAUGUCCACGCAAGCCUCUCCAAACUAAUGAAUAAGCUCAUCAAAGACGACACUCCGUAUGCCCUCAGCCUCGCCAACAGGCUUUACGGAGAACAGUCCUACCAGUUUGUUAAGCAUUACUUAGCAGAAACCCAAAACCUCUACAACGCUGAGCUGGAGUCUGUGGACUUCAAAGCCAGCGCAGAAGCAGCCAGGGUCAACAUCAACGGCUGGGUGGAGGAGCAGACGCAAGGUAAAAUUAAGGAUCUGCUUGCCAAGGGUGUGGUGAGUAGCAUGACCAGGCUGGUGCUGGUCAACGCCAUCUACUUCAAAGGAAACUGGGACAAACAGUUCAAGGAGGAUUCUACUGUUGAUGCUCCGUUUAGAAUGAACAAGAAUGACACUAAAUCGGUGAAGAUGAUGCAACAGGAAAGUAAAUUUCGUCUCUCCUUCAUUUCCGAGGUCAACUGCCAGGUCCUGGAGAUGCCUUAUCAAGGGAAGGACCUCAGCAUGCUCAUCUUCCUGCCCAAUGAGAUAGAGGACGACUCAACGGGCCUUGAGAAGCUGGAGAAGGAGCUGACCUAUGAGAAAUUUGUGGAGUGGACUCGCGGAAACAUGAUGGGUGAAACUAAGGUGGAGGUGAAGCUGCCUCGAUUCAAGAUGGAGGAGUCGUAUGACUUGAAAGAAAUACUGAAGAGCAUGGGCAUCGUUGACGCUUUUGAUGUCACAAUGAGUGACUUUUCAGGCAUGUCCAAGGCAAACGACCUGUUUCUGUCACAAGUCGUCCACAAGGCUUUUGUAGAGGUCAACGAGGAGGGAACUGAGGCUGCUGCUGCCACUGCUGGACUAAUUGCAGUAACCUCAGUGCAAAUUACAGCUCAAUUCAACGCAGACCACCCCUUCCUCUUUUUCAUCCGACACAACCCCACCAUGAGCAUUCUCUUUGCUGGCCGAUAUUGCUCCCCUGAGUGAGCGCUACUGUAUGUCCUGCAGGCAAAUCAUGAGAAAUGGGCACCUGGGUACAGACAUGUAUCGAGCCCCUACUACAUCAGAACAAGAGCCACAGCUUAAGGGACAUCUCAUAUGUCACUGUGUCUCUUUUUGGUUCAAUAUGCUAGCUCUCUUUAGUUUCUCUUUUUGUGUCUGUUUGUUGAUCUCUUUUUGUCUCUUUGUAGACAUUUUGCUUUCCUUGGUGGUUGUCAUUUGUCUGGCUUUUUGUGUCUCUUUAUGGAUGUUAGGUGUUUCAGGCCUUUUACCUGUCAGUGUGACUUUCCAACAAGAAAUGUUAGCAGUAAAAAAGAGGCCUUUUCAAAAAGAGGCUCUGACUUAAUCUAUUGUAGCUACUGUAUAGGAGACUAAUAUGUACCCUUUGAAUGGAAACUAUGGUAAUGCAUUUUAAAAUGAAAAACAAGCACUCAGUACAGUUAAAUCUAAUCAUUAAGACAAUUGAUUGAUUGUGUCUAACAUAUGUAUAUAUUACUUAGGUUUUUUUUGUAUAUCCCUUUUUACCCCCUUUUUUUUCUACGCUCUUAUCUAUUUAUGUUAUAUGUUCUUGUUUAUAUUUGCACUGUGGGACUGUCAGAAACGGUAUUUCAGCUUUCUGUAUGUAUAACACAUGUGGAAACUUUGAAAAUAAAGUGGAUUUUGACUUUGA